This is a messenger RNA of Lotus japonicus, 546 nucleotides long. RefSeq lists its product as uncharacterized. NCBI's taxonomy places the organism in Eukaryota, Viridiplantae, Streptophyta, Magnoliopsida, Fabales, Fabaceae. The transcript has 2 exons. The coding region runs from base 1 to 546 and encodes 181 amino acids. The record is from RefSeq and is a predicted model, not a curated record.
AUGAGACACACUACGGAUAAUUGCUGGACUUUGCGCAAGGAGAUUGAAAGAUUGAUCAAAGUAGGGCACCUGACAAACUUUGUCUCAGGAGAAAACACACAGUCAGAGACAGUCAAGGCCGUCGGGGGCGGAUCAUCAAAAGGAAAGGAGGUAGUAGAGGAUUUGGGAGCACCCGCUGGGUCAUGCUCAUCAAUCGCAGGAGGCUUUGGUGGUGGGCGUUUAUCUUGUAGAGGGCGAAAAAGAUAUGUGGAGGCGGUAAACUCAGUUCACAAAGCUUAUGAAGGGGAGUGUUGGUUGAACCACACUCCUAUUACUUACUCGCCUAAGGAUUUUGAUCAUGUGAUUCCACAUGACAACGAUCCAACGGUGGUGACUUUGCGAGUGAACAACUAUGUUACUAAGAAAGUCUUUCUGGACCAAGGCAGUUCUGCGGACAUCAUUUAUGGCGAUGCAUUUGAAAGGUUGGGAUUAAAGGAGUCAGACUUGAAACCAUAUACAGGGUGUUUGGUUGGAUUCACUGGCGAUCGGGCCAAGGGCGACAUAUAA